UUCGCCCCGCCCGGCCGCUGCUGCGGAAGGCACAGCGCUCAGUAAAGCGCACUUCCUCUGCUGGUGUCCACUGAGGGAGUGCGGCUUCCAAGAGCUCCAAGUCGCAGCGGUCCUGCUCUGAUCAGACGGGCGCAGACAUGUCGGAACAAAGUAAGGACAUGAGCGACCCCAACUUUGCAGCCGAGGCCUCCAACGGUGAGCUGCAGAGCGGCUCUGAGAUUCCGGCGGGGGUCCCUCCUCCCACGUCUCCAGCCGCGAUCGUCGCAGAGGCACCAAUCGCUCCUGAAGGCCCUAUGGAAGCCCCGCAGGCCUCGCCGCCACCUCCAGAAAGGUUGGAAGAUAUUGACCCUAAGAUCCUGCAGCAGGCCAUAGAGGAGGGGCGCGCCCACCAGCCCCAGAGCCCGGCCCGUCCGAUGCCCGCACCACCCGCCCCGGCCCAGCUGGUGCAGAAGGCGCACGAGCUCAUGUGGUACGUGUUGGUCAAGGACCAGAAGAGGAUGGUCCUCUGGUUCCCAGACAUGGUGAAAGAUGUCAUGGGCAGCUACAAGAAAUGGUGCAGAAGCAUCCUCCGGCGCACCAGCCUCAUCCUUGCCAGAGUUUUUGGGCUGCACCUGAGGCUGACCAAUAUCCAUACUAUGGAGUUUGCCCUGGUCAAAGCCCUCAGCCCAGCGGAUCUGGACAGAGUGGCGCUGAACAACCGAAUGCCCAUGACAGGCCUCCUGCUCAUGAUCCUGAGCCUCAUCUACGUGAAGGGCCGCGGGGCCAGAGAGGGCGCGGUCUGGAAUGUGCUGCGCAUCCUGGGACUGAGGCCUUGGAAGAAGCACCCCACCUUUGGAGAUGUGAGGAAGAUAAUCACCGAGGAGUUCGUCCAGCAGAAUUACCUGAAGUACCAGCGCGUGCCCCACGUCGAGCCCCCCGAGUACGAGUUCUUCUGGGGGUCCAGAGCCAACCGUGAAAUCACCAAGAUGCAGAUCAUGGAGUUCCUGGCCAGGGUCUUCAAGAAGGAUCCCCAGGCUUGGCCCUCCCGAUACAGAGAGGCUCUGGAGCAGGCCAGAGCUCUGCGGGAGGCGAAUCUUGCCGCCCACUGCCCCCGCAGCAGUGUCUCUGAGGACUAGUAUGGUCCCCAGCAUGUCAACAGCUUCUGACCCAUACUAGGGCUGUGUAAGGGUGGGGUUGGGUCCUUAGAGCAUCCCACAUUCCCAGUGCAGUAUUUCAUGUGUAACUUUUUAAAUUUUCCCUUACAGUGCUGUUUAUACCUUUUCAUGCAAUGUGUUCAUCUGCGCUCGCUCAGAGCUUGUUUAUGAUGCAAGCAUGUGCGUUCAUAAGUAAGCAAGUGGGUGCUCUCACUCUUGUGAUUUCCUGGAUUUUUGUACAAGAGAUGUGCUGUGCUGAACCUGUGAAAUACAUUGAGAUGUUAUGUACCUGUUCUCUGUAUGGGAGUGAUGAUCUGUAUCCACAUAAAGGCCCUGGAGAAGUCAGCAGGACCUGACCAAGGGAAAGGUCAAGGCCCCCUCUCCAUGCGACCUGGACUGGGCGCAGGAAGCAUCCAUGUGGACUGGACUGAUUUUGAACUGGAAUGUUCUCUGUGUAGGCACGCAGCACACACUUUACCAAACAUGUGUACAACCCACCCCCACCAUAAAUAAAACUUUGAAGUGAGCAUUAAA
Mesocricetus auratus (golden hamster) is the source of this 1667-nucleotide messenger RNA. RefSeq names its product necdin, MAGE family member (gene Ndn). Gene Ontology annotation, biological process: negative regulation of transcription by RNA polymerase II. Gene Ontology annotation, cellular component: nucleus. Bases 138 to 1115 code for a protein of 325 amino acids. Lineage: Eukaryota; Metazoa; Chordata; Mammalia; Rodentia; Cricetidae. The transcript has a single exon. The record is from RefSeq and is a predicted model, not a curated record.